AUGCGGACUUACUUCUACAUUGGAUUACUCAUCACAACCUUUGCAAUCAUUGCUAUUGUGAUGCGAAUACUCUACUUGACAUUUCCUACGUUAAAAGAGGAAGAUGCAAUGCAGCUAAAACUACCCAAAAACCUUAAUGACACAAAGCAGCUUGCUUUAUUGUUGGAAAAGUAUAACCACCAAUAUUUUUAUCAUUUGAUCAUCAUGUUUUGCGGUAUAUUUCUAGUGUAUCCUUUCCUACAAGCUUUUACAAUUCCAGGGACAAUAUUUCUUGUAAUUCUUUCCGGUUUUCUAUAUUCGUUUCCAUUGGCUCUCGCUAUAGUUUGCACGUGUUCGGCUUUUGGUGCUACAUUUAGCUACUUGCUAUCCGAUGCUUAUGGUAAAAAGUUGUUAACUCGUUAUUUUCCUGAACGUAUAAAUAGUUGGAAUACGCAGGUACAGCAACAUCGAGAACACCUGUUUAAUUAUAUUGCAUUCCUUAGAGCUACUCCUUUUAUCCCUAACUGGUUCAUAAAUGUAGCUUCUCCGAUUGUUGGGGUACCACUUUCUCCCUUCUUUUUUGGCACCUUAAUCGGUGUCUCGCCAUUAUGCGCUAUGUGGAUCCGAGCGGGUACUACACUCCAUCAACUGACGACUACUCGCGACGCCAUUUCACCUACUUCUGUCAUAAUUUUGAUUGUAUUUGCUUUGCUGGCAAUAUUGCCUGCGAUUUACAAGAAAAAACUAAGAGAAAAGUUAAGCUAA
Messenger RNA from Trichoplax adhaerens, 744 nucleotides. RefSeq lists its product as uncharacterized. NCBI's taxonomy places the organism in Eukaryota, Metazoa, Placozoa, Uniplacotomia, Trichoplacea, Trichoplacidae. The transcript has 6 exons. Gene Ontology annotation, cellular component: endoplasmic reticulum membrane. The record is from RefSeq and is a predicted model, not a curated record. Bases 1 to 744 code for a protein of 247 amino acids.